AUGAAGCUAGGCCGAAGAUCGGUUUGUAGCUUUCUUCUGCUGUUCUUCUCUGCUGCCUUGAGUUUUCUUUACUUUAACAACCGGAAACACUCACCCCCUAGAGCUUCUUCUGGGUUGUGGUCACCUCCUCCCAAGUCCUCCAAGCUCAAGUACCCUAACCUGGCUCCAGAGCCACGAUAUGCACACAUUUCCUUUAGGCUCAAGGAGCAGGUUGUCGGGUUGCUGGCACAAAAUGCCUGCAGCUGUGUGGCCAGCAGAGGAGGAGGACUUGGCUUCUCUCUCCCAUUCCAACGGCAGGUGCAUGCAUUUGACUUCACAUCAGCUUAUGGACCUGAGGAGCUGCUGGCAGCCACAAUUGCAAGAGAUCGGGAAUACCGAGCUUUCCAGGCCAGGGUCCAGUCCCCAGCUGACCAGAUAUUCAUCGCUCCAGCUAACUCCCCCCUGCAGUAUCCCCUGCAGGGUGUGGUGGUUCAGCCCCUAAAGACCAUCUUGGUACCAGGUCUGAGCCUACAAGCAGCUGAACAAGACAUGUACCAGGUAAACCUCUCUGCAUCUCUUGGCACCUGGGAUGUGGCUGGGGAAGUGGAAGGAGUGAUACUUCGAGGGGAGGGCCAGCUGGAACUCACUGUCUCAAGCCCAGAACUAGACCGACUCAACAGACAGCUUCAGCUGGUCACUUACAGUAGCCGGAGCUACCAGCCAGACACUGCAGAUAUAGCCCACUUCUCCACCAAUGGCCACGAAGCUGUCUUCGCUAUAGGAAUCAAGCAUCCACCCAGACCUCGGCUGUACCCACCUGGGCCACCCCCUGAAGGAGCCAAGUAUAAUAUCAGUGCUCUAGUCACCAUUGCAACUAAGACCUUCCUUCGCUAUGACCGCCUCCGAAACCUCAUCGCCAGCAUCCGUCGUUUCUACCCGACAGUCACCGUGAUCAUUGCUGAUGACAGCGAGAAACCAGAGCCAGUCAAUGGCCCUCAUAUUGAGCACUACCUCAUGCCCUUCGGCAAGGGAUGGUUUGCAGGCCGAAAUCUAGCUGUUUCCCAAGUGACCACAAAGUAUGUGCUGUGGGUGGAUGAUGACUUUAUCUUCACUGGACGGACAAAGCUGGAUAAGCUUGUGGAUGUGCUGGAGCGGACAUCUCUGGACUUGGUUGGGGGAGCAGUUCGGGAGAUCACAGGCUACUCCACUACUUAUCGACAAUUGAUGAGCAUAGAACCUGGUGGCUCUGGCUGGGGAGACUGCCUCACCCAAAGGCGAGGCUUCCACCAUGAGCUCCCAGGUUUCCCAGGUUGUGUGGUCACUGAUGGUGUUGUCAACUUCUUCUUGGCUCGAGUGGACAAGAUCCGAGAGAUUGGCUUUGACCCUCGACUCAGUCGGGUGGCCCAUUUGGAAUUUUUCCUGGAUGGACUUGGCUCCCUUCGGGUAGGCUCCUGUUCCGAUGUCUUGGUGGAUCAUGCAUCAAAGCUGAAGUUGCCAUGGGCACCCUGGGGGACUGAGGCAGAAAUUUAUGCCAAAUACCGAUAUCCAGGGGUCACAGAUGAGAGCCAGGUGGCCAAACACAAACUGCUUUUCUUCAAACAUCGCCUCCAAUGCAUGACCUCAGAUUGAUUGGCCCAGUAACCAUAGAAUGGCUGAUGCAAUGGACAUAGUGGCUACCUGACUGAAUACUCUACAGACCUGUAUACAUGAUCUAGUCACAAAAUUGCCUGCUCUUCAAUUCUGUGGCUGACCACCCAUGGACUGUUCAAGGACUAUCCAACCCUUCAAAUUCUUUGACCUUGACCCAAUCCCAGGAUGUGAACUGAUCCUGGCGACUUCCCUAGUGCCCAGAGGUACAACUGGAGCUAUGACCUACCUUCACCAAUUUGGUGACAGCACCCCCCACCCACCCAGUGCUAAGCCCUCCAUUCUCUGUUCUUAUAGAUAGAGUAAUAGAAUAAUACCCUUCUAGUGCCAAAGAGCCUGAAGGUCUCUAAGAGCCAAAUUGAAUGCACCCCUCAAGUGGAGACACCUUCCCCUAUCUCCUUAUGAGUGGAGGCUCUCGUAAUGUACAACCUUCCCUCUUUGUGCUGCACUCUGUGUCUCUGGACCAGAACUCUAUGCACCAUAUCCAGUUCUCCUCACUCCCACCCAUCACCCAGGAGAAAUUUGACUUUGGAGAUAGAGUAGGCACCUGAAUAGAGGUCUCAAGAGGGGUUAUUGAAUAAGUCAACAGUUUUGUGAUCAGUGUCAGUCUUGUCUCUUCAGGGUUGAGGUGGGGAAAAGGGUCUCUAAGGGACAUCUGUUGGA
Trichosurus vulpecula (common brushtail) is the source of this 2289-nucleotide messenger RNA. It is a transcript of the gene B4GALNT1, whose product is annotated as beta-1,4-N-acetyl-galactosaminyltransferase 1. Gene Ontology annotation, cellular component: Golgi membrane. The coding region runs from base 1 to 1608 and encodes 535 amino acids. Lineage: Eukaryota; Metazoa; Chordata; Mammalia; Diprotodontia; Phalangeridae. Gene Ontology annotation, biological process: ganglioside biosynthetic process. Gene Ontology annotation, molecular function: hexosyltransferase activity. The transcript has 10 exons. The record is from RefSeq and is a predicted model, not a curated record.